Paraglomus occultum is the source of this 2505-nucleotide messenger RNA. The record is from the annotation of a GenBank genome assembly. NCBI's taxonomy places the organism in Eukaryota, Fungi, Glomeromycota, Glomeromycetes, Paraglomerales, Paraglomeraceae.
AUGGCUUCUGGAAAUAAGUUGGAAGAAUUAUCAACUGAACUUAUCAUCACGGUGUCUGAUAAUACUCAGACGGGGAGUUUGUCGCAGCAGCAGCAACUUCCGAUCAUAUUGGAUAAUAAUAACCGUCCCCUCUCCCGGGAAAUUGCUGAGAGGAGGUUAAAAACACAUGGCGAGAAUGUCAUCUCCGGACAACGACCUACACGAUGGUACACUAUCCUUUAUCGUACAAUUUUUCAUCCCUUCAACUUCCUUUUGGGAGGUAUCUCCAUUUUUGCUGCUGUCACGAAGGAUAUCAGUACGGUAACAGUAUUGUUAAGCAUGAUUUUGUUGAGCGUUGGAAUUCGCUUCAUUCAAGAAUACAAGGGCGAGGUCGCGGCACAAGCACUUAAAAACAUGGUCAAUAGCAGUUCAACCGUUAUCCGUCUCUAUUCACCACCUGACAUUCGUGAUCCGAAUUUUGAAGACGUGGAGAAGAUGGAUCGGGGUGAAAUGGUUGAAAUGGAUAUCCCAUUAAAAGACAUUGUACCAGGCGAUUGGGUUAGGAUCAGCGCAGGUGAUCUAAUUCCAGGCGAUGUACAAUUAGUCUCCUCCAAGGAUCUUUUUGUUUCUCAGGCAUCAUUAACUGGCGAAUCCAUCCCCGUUGAAAAAUUCACAGUUUUGCAACCGCAGAAUCUUAUUAUGUCUGAUGAGGCAACAAAAACUGGCAAAUCGGCCAAAUUCGAGCUCGAUCGGCCAGAUUUAUGUUUCAUGGGAACGUCCGUUGUCAGUGGUACUGCAACGGCUAUUGUCCUCAACACAGGCCCUAAUACUUACUUUGGUAAAAUGGCCGAAAAGCUCUCUAACCAACGACCAACAAAUGCGUUUCAAAUUGGUAUUCGCCGUAUCAGUUACUUGUUUUUGGUCAUAAUGUUCUCAAUAAUACCUCCGGUGUUACUCCUUCAGGGUUUUUUAAAAAAAGAGUGGAAGGAUGGCUUGUUAUUUGCUGCUGCUGUUGCAGUUGGUCUCACUCCUGAAAUGCUGCCAAUGGUCGUAAGCGCAAAUACGGCACGUGGCGCCUUCGCUUUAUCAAAGAAAAAAUGCAUUGUAAAGAGACUUGAUUCUGUUAUCAGUCUUGGUGGAGUAGAUGUCUUAUGUACAGAUAAAACAGGAAAGUUGGAUAGUGUAUAUUCUCGCACCUUAACUUGUAACAAGGUUAUACUCAUGAAAUAUCUUGAUUAUCUGGGUGAGAUAUGUCAACUUCCUUUAUAUCUAGGAUAUCUCAACAGUUACUUUCAAACUGGUCUUAAAAAUCUCUUGGAUGAGGCUGUUAUUGAGUUCUUUAAGAAUGAAAAUGAGACCGACAUUGCCCCAAAUUUUUUCCAAGUGGACGAAAUUCCGUUUGAUUUUAUCAGAAGACGAAUGUCUGUCAUCUUAGAAUCCAAGCAGGAUAUGCAGCGCUUUUUGAUAUCCAAAGGAGCUGUGGAUGAAAUGUUGACUUGUUGCACGAAUAUUUAUAUCAGAAAGGAUAAUGAUCCGUCAGAUGCAAUUUUCCCAACCACGGAUAUUGUUCCUAUUACGCCGGAAAUUCUCACGUCUAUAAAGAAUUUGAACGAAAGGCUUAACAAUGAAGGUUUACGAGUCAUAGCAGUUGCCUUUAAGUGUAUGAAGGAAUGUUCGGCAUUCAACGUCGCCGAUGAGAGUGAGUUAACUUUAGUUGGUGUUUGCGUGUUCUAUGAUCCACCAAAACCGAGUGCUAAGCCUGCCCUUCAGGAACUGCUUAAAUACAAUGUGGAGGUUAAAGUACUUACCGGUGACUCACCUGUGGUCUGCCGCAAAGUUUGUGAGGAGAUUAAUCUUCCAAUUAAAUCCAUUGUCACUAAUACUGAACUUGAAGGACUCGAUGAUUCACAGCUGGAAGAAAUUGCUGAAAAUGGCACAAUAUUUGCAAAGUUAACUCCUCUUCAAAAAGCAAACAUCGUAAGUGCAUUGAAAAGGCGCAAUCACAUUGUUGGUUUCUUAGGUGAUGGAAUCAAUGAUGCCCCGGCAAUUCGUGAAAGCGAUUGUGGUAUUAGUGUAGAUGAGGGAACAGAUAUUGCUAAAGAAUCUGCAGACAUCAUUUUGCUUGAAAAGAGCCUGAUGGUACUUGCUGAUGGUAUAGUCCACGGAAGAAUCACUUAUGGCAAUACAAUCAAAUAUAUCAAAAUGGUUAUUUCUUCAAAUUUUGGUAACGUGUUUAGCGUUUUGAUAGCCUCUGUAUGGCUUCCUUUCUUGCCGAUGGAUCCAAUUCAAAUCAUAUUGCAGAAUCUUUUGUAUGACUUUUCUCAGACUUCAAUCCCAUGGGAUAAGUUGGAUCCUGAAUAUUUACUUUCUCCGAAACGAUGGUCUGCAAAAAGCAUCGCUAGAUUCAUGGUUUUCGUUGGGCCAUUUAGUAGUAUUUUUGACAUUACUACGUUUCUUUUUAUGGUUUACUACUACCAAUGCAAUAAUCCAGAUGAUCAUUAUAAAGUCCAAUUAUUUCGUAAGUAG